AUGUUAUUUUUGGAAUCCCCAUACAAAGUCGAAUUUCUUUACAAUGUUUACUUAACAUUUAUAUCUGAAUCGCUGCUGUAUUUAACAAAUUUUGUGUUGUACAUAUCUUUGUGGAUAUUUGGUUACUUGUGCUUGUGUUGUAUUGUGUAUAGGAAAUAUGCAAGAAAGCUUCCUACUAGGACUCGUGGAGCUCUCGGAGCAAAAAGAGUGUUAGUUGUAGUGGCUCAUCCAGACGAUGAAUGUAUGUUCUUUGGACCUACUAUCUAUAGAUUAUGUGAACAGGGAGCUGAAGUUUACAUCUUGUGCUUAUCAAAUGGAAAUUAUGAGGGAAAAGGAAAUGUUCGUAAACAAGAAUUAUGGAAUGCCUGUAAGGAAUUGGGAGUUCCUGAUUGUAAUAUAUGUCUUAUCUCAGACACAAGACUGCCAGACAACCCUAAGUUACAAUGGCCAGUUCCAGUUAUAGCUAAGUUAAUAGGACAUCAUAUAGAAGCAUAUAAUGUUGAUACCCUUGUGAUAUUCGACAGAGGUGGUGUCUCUUCACACCCUAAUCAUGCUGCUGUUUUUUAUGCAGUAGCUUAUAUGUUUGUUGAAAAGAAUAUGACAGACAAAUGUACAGUAUAUACAUUAGAUUCUGUAAAUAUAUUAAGAAAAUAUUUAGGAUUCCUGGACUUGCCUCUUAGUUUUUUGUUGUCCUCUAAAAGGUAUUUUCUUCGUUGGACUGAAAGCAGAAGAGUUUCACGGGCUAUGAGAAAACACAAAAGUCAGAUGAUAUGGUUUCGUUACUUAUACAUAAUGUUCUCUAGGUAUAUGGUGAUUAAUACUCUUCGGAAAAUAAGCCUUGCUGAUAUUGAAUUAGAAUUAGAGGUAGAUGAUUGA
This is a messenger RNA of Pieris macdunnoughi, 876 nucleotides long. The record is from the annotation of a GenBank genome assembly. NCBI's taxonomy places the organism in Eukaryota, Metazoa, Arthropoda, Insecta, Lepidoptera, Pieridae.